Durio zibethinus is the source of this 1167-nucleotide messenger RNA. RefSeq names its product ribosomal protein L4 (gene RPL4). NCBI's taxonomy places the organism in Eukaryota, Viridiplantae, Streptophyta, Magnoliopsida, Malvales, Malvaceae. Gene Ontology annotation, molecular function: structural constituent of ribosome. Gene Ontology annotation, cellular component: ribosome. Gene Ontology annotation, biological process: translation. The record is from RefSeq and is a predicted model, not a curated record.
AUCCAAACAAGAAGAAAUGGCGACUUCAGCUCCAGUACCCACUUCACUUUCCUUCUUCUCAUCCUCCCUUUUCCUCUCCUCUUCUUCCACCAAACUCCUCACCCGCUUUUCCAUCUCCUUCAAAUCCUCCUCGAAACCCAAACUCUCCAUUUCUUCCCAACUUUCCACUCUUCCCAUUUUAUCCUUUACGGGUGAAAAAAUCGGCGAAACCUAUCUCGACCUCAAGUCGGCCCCACCCGAAACCGCUCGAGCCGUUGUUCACCGAGCAAUCAUCACGGACCAACAAAACAAGCGACGUGGCACCGCCUCCACACUCACCCGCAGCGAAGUUCGAGGUGGCGGGAGAAAACCUUAUCCCCAAAAGAAAACCGGCCGCGCACGUCGUGGGUCCAUGCGCACCCCGCUCCGACGCGGCGGUGGUGUAAUCUUCGGACCCAAACCCAGAGACUGGUCAAUUAAAAUCAACAAGAAAGAGAAAAGAUUGGCGAUUUCGACGGCAUUAUCCAGUGCAGCCGAGAACACGAUAGUUGUUGAGGAAUUCGGGGAUAAAUUCGAGAAACCGAAGACGAAAGAUUUCAUUGAGGCAUUGAAGAGGUGGGGAUUGGACCCAAAGCAGAAAUCGAUGUUUUUGAUGAUGGAAGUGCCGGAGAAUGUGAGUAAAUCAAGCCGAAAUAUCGGGACUUUGAGAAUGUUGACGCCGAGGACGCUUAAUUUGUUUGAUAUUUUGAAUUGCGAUAAUCUGGUGUUGACUCCGGAUGCUGUGGAUUAUUUGAAUGGAAGGUACGGAGAAGAUUAUGAGGGUGACACUGAUGAUGAUGAUGAUGAUGAUGAUGAAGGAGAAGAAGAAGGCGGUGAAGAGGCAGAUGAGAAUGAUGAUGCAGCACAAUGACCUCUUACCACAGUUAUUCUAUAAGCCAUUGCAUUCACAUAGCCUGAAGAAAUUCUCUGCUAUUCAUAAGUCAACAUUGCUGCAGGCUAGUUUUGGUAAAUUUUUUUAGUCCAUUAUUUUUGUAUCUUUGCACAUGUUUAAAAAUUUGUAUCUAUUUAGUUCAUCCGUGUGCUAACAUAUCCCAAGCAUUACUUCCUGUUUUCUUCUCCCUUUAUUUGCGUAUUACUUUUUGUAUUCAUUACUUUUAGUAAGAUUAAUAUGCUUGGUUGCAAUGGAAA